Molecule: messenger RNA, 2438 nt
Organism: Drosophila biarmipes
Lineage: Eukaryota; Metazoa; Arthropoda; Insecta; Diptera; Drosophilidae
Gene: Hsc70-4
Product: heat shock 70 kDa protein cognate 4
Exons: 2
Coding region: 141-2096 (651 amino acids)
Biological process (GO): cellular response to unfolded protein; vesicle-mediated transport; protein refolding
Cellular component (GO): nucleus; plasma membrane; cytoplasm
Molecular function (GO): heat shock protein binding; misfolded protein binding; ATP binding
Source: RefSeq, a predicted model, not a curated record
UAUAAAAGGCCUCCGCACAUUUCCAUCAGUGUAUUUGAAAAAAAACGCCAGCCAGUUUGGUCGAAGGUGCGGCAGAUUAAAAGUGAAGUAGCAAUUAAACGGUUAUAUUUUAGUACGUUCUAACAAACAACACACACAAGAUGUCUAAAGCUCCUGCUGUUGGUAUUGAUUUGGGCACCACCUACUCGUGCGUGGGCGUGUUCCAGCAUGGCAAGGUCGAGAUCAUCGCCAACGACCAGGGUAAUCGUACCACUCCAUCCUAUGUUGCCUUCACCGAUACGGAGCGUCUGAUCGGCGACGCCGCCAAGAACCAGGUGGCGAUGAACCCGACCCAGACGAUCUUCGAUGCCAAGCGUCUGAUUGGCCGCAAGUUCGAGGACUCCGCUGUGCAGUCGGACAUGAAGCACUGGCCCUUCGAGGUGGUCAGCGCCGAUGGCAAGCCCAAGAUCCAGGUGACCUACAAGGACGAGAAGAAGACCUUCUUCCCCGAGGAGAUCUCCUCGAUGGUGCUGACCAAGAUGAAGGAGACCGCCGAGGCCUACCUGGGCAAGACUGUGACCAACGCUGUCAUCACCGUGCCGGCCUACUUCAACGACUCUCAGCGUCAGGCUACCAAGGAUGCCGGAACCAUCGCCGGCCUGAACGUGCUGCGUAUCAUCAACGAGCCCACGGCCGCGGCCAUCGCCUACGGUCUGGACAAGAAGGCCGUUGGAGAGCGCAACGUGCUCAUCUUCGAUCUGGGCGGCGGCACCUUCGAUGUGUCCAUCCUGUCGAUCGAUGACGGCAUCUUCGAGGUCAAGUCCACUGCCGGAGACACGCAUCUGGGUGGUGAGGACUUCGACAACCGUCUGGUCACCCACUUCGUGCAGGAGUUCAAGCGCAAGCACAAGAAGGAUCUGACCACCAACAAGCGUGCCCUGCGUCGUCUGCGCACUGCCUGCGAGCGCGCAAAGCGUACCCUGUCCUCCUCCACCCAGGCCAGCAUUGAGAUCGACUCUCUGUUCGAGGGUACCGAUUUCUACACCUCGAUCACCCGUGCCCGUUUCGAGGAGCUGAACGCCGAUCUGUUCCGCAGCACCAUGGACCCCGUGGAGAAGGCUCUGCGUGACGCCAAGCUGGACAAGUCGGUCAUUCACGACAUCGUGCUGGUCGGUGGCUCCACCCGUAUCCCCAAGGUGCAGCGCCUGCUGCAGGACCUGUUCAACGGCAAGGAGCUGAACAAGUCGAUCAACCCCGAUGAGGCUGUGGCCUACGGUGCUGCCGUCCAGGCCGCCAUUCUGCACGGCGACAAGUCGCAGGAGGUGCAGGAUCUGCUGCUGCUCGAUGUGACCCCGCUGUCGCUGGGUAUCGAGACCGCCGGAGGUGUGAUGAGCGUGCUGAUCAAGCGCAACACCACCAUCCCGACCAAGCAGACCCAGACCUUCACCACCUACUCUGACAACCAGCCCGGUGUGCUGAUCCAGGUUUACGAGGGCGAGCGUGCCAUGACCAAGGACAACAACCUGCUCGGAAAGUUCGAGCUGUCGGGCAUCCCCCCCGCACCCCGUGGCGUGCCCCAGAUCGAGGUGACCUUCGACAUCGACGCCAACGGCAUCCUCAACGUGACUGCCCUGGAGCGUUCGACCAACAAGGAGAACAAGAUCACCAUCACCAACGACAAGGGACGUCUGUCCAAGGAGGACAUCGAGCGCAUGGUCAACGAGGCCGAGAAGUACCGCAACGAGGAUGAGAAGCAGAAGGAGACCAUCUCCGCCAAGAACGGCCUGGAGUCGUACUGCUUCAACAUGAAGGCCACCCUCGACGAGGACAACCUGAAGUCCAAGAUCUCGGACUCUGACCGCACCGUCAUCCUGGACAAGUGCAACGAGACGAUCAAGUGGCUGGAUGCCAACCAGCUGGCCGACAAGGAGGAGUACGAGCACCGCCAGAAGGAGCUGGAGGGUGUGUGCAACCCGAUCAUCACCAAGCUGUACCAGAGCGCCGGUGGUGCUCCCGGUGGCAUGCCCGGCGGUCCCGGAGGCAUGCCUGGAGCUGCUGGACCCGGAGCUGCUUCCGGAGCCGGCGGUGCUGGCCCCACCAUCGAGGAGGUCGACUAAAUCAUUCACCAACCAACACCCUCCCCCCAAAACGCAACCAUACAGUAACAGUUCUCCAAAAGAAUUACCAACCAAACACAGUAGAGGAGUUGCUUAAGCAAAACUUGGAUUCUAAAUUAGAAACUCGCCAAACAUUAAACAAAAACUGAACACCCCCAACUCAGCAAACGGGUCAAACGACAACUGCUCCCGAUAAUCAUUUAUAUAAAUUAUAAAUUCAUACUAGAACAAAACCAAACACACUGCUCCAUAAUAAUAUAUAUUAUAUUAUUGUCAUCGAUCGAUCAUCCAAACAAUAUUUGCUUGUACUUGAAUUCAAUAAAUUAAUUUGAGAAUUGCAAA